GCGGCAGAAGUGGCGCGGCGGGUCGGGGAAGCGCGGUGAGAGCAACGAGAGCGAGGCGCCCGGCCGCGGGAGACGUGUCAGCUGGUGUUCGACGCGACGUCUGGGGCCGCGGCUGUAGGGAGAUCAGCGCCGAGCGUCACUCCGUGGUCCGCCGGUAGUUCGGCUCGCCGCCGAGAGAUGGCGACGUCGGGACCCCGCUGCCGCGGCUCGCGCUACAAACCGUACAACGGCGCGGUGGCACGCUACAACGGCUACCGCGUUACCAACCCGUUCAUGUGGCCGCGUCAGGAGCGCAGCGAGCGCGCCUGGUGGGGGCCGUCCGUGUUCGGGCCGCCCUGGUGGGCGUUCCUGCCCAACACCCCCAGCUUUCCGUGCGGCGUGGUGGCGCUGUUGCGCACCACCAACGCCUCCAUCGGCAUUCUCCGGCACAUCGUCGGCUUCCUGACGCGCUGCAGCGAGACGGCCGGUCAGGGGGCGCAGCAGCCGGACGAGCCGCCGCCCCAGGCCGCUGGUGGCGCCGCCAAACGGUGCGGCGUCGAAAACCACAAUCAUAUGGAUGAGGUGUUCGCGAUCUCCCGCUUCUGGCUGUCAACAGAGAUAGGCACGAACCCGAGCAAGCAGGACAUCACAUUCCUGUGCAACGCCGCCAGCCGGAGCACCGACGACAUCCAGACGGUGGUGCUCGGCGACGGCGCAGAGGGCACCACCAUCGACGCCGAGACAGGCGAGGUGUCGCUCGUCGCGCGCGACGACGAGUCCGGCGAGACCGUGCUCGUGCACGCCGUGCGCGACCUGACGCACGAGAUCGUGCUCACGCAAAGCCUGUACGAGAUCGACGUGCGUCGCCAAUACUUCAGCGACCCGUCGAAAUAUGGCCACCUUCUGCGAGAGCUGGAGCUGCUGCAGCCGCCGCCCAGCCGGCGGAUAGGGCGCCACCUGCCGGCCACCGGCGACGCGCUCGAGGUGCUGUCUGUGGACGCGCAGCAGCUGCUGCAGCUGUGCGUUGCGUACGGCUUCAGCGAGGCUGAGACGCGCCGCGUGCUGGAGCACUUCCACUUCGUGCGCGCGCGGCUGGAAGGCGCGCCACCCCUGGAGCCGGCGUCGGCGCCAGCCGGCCUGUCCUGUCAGAUCAGCGCCGCCGAGGACAUGGACACGGACGGCGGCGACUUCCUCACGCGCCACGAGGCCGACCUGACGCGCGGCGAGCACGUGCCCGUCCACUGGAUGGACGAGGAGUGGGACGAGUCCGGCCGGCGACGGCUGACGUUCGAUGCGGACAGUGGCGAGUGCUGCUGA
This is a messenger RNA of Pollicipes pollicipes, 1296 nucleotides long. RefSeq lists its product as uncharacterized. Bases 178 to 1296 code for a protein of 372 amino acids. The transcript is spliced from 4 exons. The record is from RefSeq and is a predicted model, not a curated record. Lineage: Eukaryota; Metazoa; Arthropoda; Thecostraca; Pollicipedomorpha; Pollicipedidae.